Messenger RNA from Diversispora eburnea, 1413 nucleotides. The record is from the annotation of a GenBank genome assembly. NCBI's taxonomy places the organism in Eukaryota, Fungi, Glomeromycota, Glomeromycetes, Diversisporales, Diversisporaceae.
AUGGAUAUCAUUAACUGUGAACAUAAAUCGACUGAAAUCAUCGACUCUAUAUCAGUUUGCAAAGGUUGCGGAUGGUGCUCUUCCGAAAUAUUUGUGCCCGAUUCGCAUGAUUUAUACGAAGGUCGUACCCUUGUACCCAAAGCACUUGACGGUACAAGAAUCGAAAUUGGAGUUUGUAGGAGUAACCCUUCUGUUGAAAGGGUUAUUCAUCAGAUCACUUCUUCAUUGGGUUUGGAUUCUACUGAAACGAAGAUUAUAUCGUUAUACAAUAUGGUUGAAAAAAAAUUUCAAGUUGGUGAAGGUCAACUUUUACGUGUAGUAAUUGGAGCUUGUGCAUUAUUGGCAAUUAGAGAAGAAAAAAUACCGAAAACUAUGCGAGAAGUAGCAUUUACAUUAGGCGUAGAGUUACAACAACUUGCAAGCGUUGUGCAUAAGAUACGAAUGCAUUUUAUGCCUUCAGUUCCAAGUUUUAUAGAUAUUGAAAUAUUAGUUAAUAAAGCAAUAUAUGAAAUAUUCGAAAAUCAAGUUAAUAAAAUCAACUUGCCAAUUUACGUUGAUAUAAUGCAGUUAGAUCAUCUCAAACAAGAUGUUCAAACAUUCCGCAUACCGAGGGAUAAUUUUUAUUUUAGAGAUAAUAUUUCAUGUGAAGAAUUUCAAGAACAAAUUAUGAAAUGUUAUCGAAAAGUUUUUACAGAAUUAUGUACACAAAUACUCAAAUAUGCUAACGAGGAUAAUAUCGUUAGUGGAAAACAACCAUCCCCGGUCGGAGCAGCAAUUGUUUUAAUAGCGAUCGAAGCCACAGAGAAACCGAGUGCCGAAGAAUGGAAAAAUAAUCAUAAACGGGUAUCAGAAAUUAUCGGAAAGAAAUUUCAAGUUGAUUCACAUUUAGUAAUGAAUGAUAGAUAUAAAGAAAUUAUAGAUUUAAUACAUCACAAAGUCGUCGAUCUCCCCUGGAGCUAUUUAGCAAAAGAAAACAAGAAUAGAAGUUAUUUAUAUGUUGUUGAUUUGGUGCAAUUUCAUGAAUGGAUCUUAAAUUCUCGUGAAAAAGGGAAACGAAAACAACAUGUUUUAUUAAAUGAUGAAGAACUUGAAGAAUAUCUGCGAAAUGAUAAUGAGGUUGAGUUUGUCAAGAAUUCAUGGGUAAAUUCCGAGGGUCAAAAUGAAAAUGUUACUAAAAAAGCACCUAAAAAACGGAAACGAAUGCUUCGUGAAAUAGAUACUUCCCAACAACGAAAAAUUGAAGACCAAGUAUCGGAUUCACAAACCGAUACAUUCGAGAAUAAUGAAAUUGAUACACGUAAAAAACGAGCUAAAGUCGGUUCUAAAAAACGCGAAGGUUCACCAACACCAAUUGUACCAAAAAUCAACUUUGAUCCAAAUGCAAUAGAUAUGAAUUUAUUUAAUCAUAUAUAA